Molecule: messenger RNA, 762 nt
Organism: Rana temporaria (common frog)
Lineage: Eukaryota; Metazoa; Chordata; Amphibia; Anura; Ranidae
Product: DNA-directed RNA polymerases I and III subunit RPAC2-like
Exons: 5
Coding region: 70-414 (114 amino acids)
Biological process (GO): DNA-templated transcription
Cellular component (GO): RNA polymerase III complex; RNA polymerase I complex
Molecular function (GO): DNA binding; protein dimerization activity; DNA-directed RNA polymerase activity
Source: RefSeq, a predicted model, not a curated record
ACACGCCGUACGCCCCGCCCUCUCCGCCGACGUUACUUCCGGGUCCUCCUCGUGUGUCAGGGAGGAAGCAUGGCGGGCGCACCGGAGAAGAAACCAGUGCUGGAGAUGAUCCAGGCCAAUGGAAUGGACGAGUCGUGUGUAACGUUCGUCUUACAUGAAGAGGAUCACACUCUGGGAAACGGUCUGCGAUACCUGAUCAUGAAGAACCCAGAAGUGGAGUUCUGUGGGUACAGCAUCACUCAUCCUUCAGAAAGCAAAAUAAAUUUCCGCAUCCAGACACGAAAUGAACUUCCUGCAGUUGAGCCAUUCAGAAAAGGACUAACUGAACUCCUGGAGGUCUGCCAGCAUGUCUUGGAUACAUUUGAGACCACUAUGAAGAAUUACAAUGACAAGAAAGAAUCUACAAUGGAAUGACAAAUGUUCUUCUCUAUAUCUGUAUUUAUGUUUGCAAUUUGGUUGUAUUAUUCACUAAUAGAAGUGUUUUUUUUUUAUAGUAAAUGGAAAAACAUACCAACUUAUUUCUUUUCAUCAGGCAUUUGGCACCCUAAUAGUAUACAAAAUGAAAACAUGUUGCAGCAAAGUGGAUAACUGUAAAUAUAGUGGAUACUGUGUAUCUUGUGCUCAGAUCUUAUUGCUACAAAUCUGAAAGCACAUUAUUACAUGCCUAUGAAUCUGAAAGCAUAUUAUAACAUGCCAAGUUAAGCAAAACUGUAUAUUUUCAGUGAGUACGCUUUUUAAUAAAAGUCAUUAAUGUUACAUUCA